Ananas comosus (pineapple) is the source of this 1845-nucleotide messenger RNA. Its product is annotated as myb-related protein 2-like. The record is from RefSeq and is a predicted model, not a curated record. The coding region runs from base 132 to 1196 and encodes 354 amino acids. The transcript is spliced from 7 exons. NCBI's taxonomy places the organism in Eukaryota, Viridiplantae, Streptophyta, Magnoliopsida, Poales, Bromeliaceae. Gene Ontology annotation, molecular function: DNA binding; DNA-binding transcription factor activity.
CAAGAAGCUCCAGCUUAUUCCCAGAAACUGGGACUUCAAAGGCCAGUUCCUGUUUCUCCAAAAAAAGUCUAGAAGACAAAGUUUUCACAUACAUAAUAGGAAAUAACAGGAGACGAAGAGGAAAACAGAAAAUGUAUCAUCAACACCAAGGCCAUAGCGAUCUGUUCUCUCCAAGAGCAGCGUUUCCACAAGAUCGGCAUCUGUUUCUGCAAGGCGGAAAUGUUACAGGGGAGUCAGGGCUGGUUCUCUCUACUGAUGCCAAGCCUCGAUUGAAAUGGACUCCUGAGCUCCAUCAGCGUUUCAUAGAAGCAGUAAACCAACUAGGAGGUGCAGAAAAGGCAACUCCCAAGACAGUCAUGAGGCUUAUGGGCAUUCCAGGACUCACCUUAUAUCAUCUAAAAAGCCAUCUUCAGAAGUACAGGCUGAGUAAAAAUCUCCAAGCUCAAGCUAAUAUUGCAACAACAAAAAAUGUUAUAGGAUGUGUAGCAGCAGCUGAUAGAACGCCAGGACAAAGUGGACUGAUAGUGAGCAAUACAAGUGCCACAUGUGAAGCAGAGAAGACCAUGCAGAUAAGCGAAGCACUUCAGAUGCAAAUUGAAGUGCAAAGACAGCUGCAUGAACAACUUGAGGUACAACGACACUUACAGCUCCGGAUUGAGGCCCAGGGAAAGUAUCUACAAGCAGUUCUGGAAAAGGCGCAAGAGACACUUGGCAAGCAGAACUUAACCUCUUCAGGCCUUGAAGCAGCCAAAAUAAAGCUCGCUGAGCAGGUGCCUGAAGUUUCAAAUGAAUUUCUCAAUAACGGAUUUCCAAAUUCAGAAGAAAUUACCAAUAUAAGCAUCCUGGGAGCACAAGCGAUCCAACUUGCUGACUGUUCACGAAGGGAUCUCGUUUAUCAAACAGUGAAGUUUGAGAGAGACACAAAUAUCCUACCGGUGCACCUUAAAGGUCAAACAGAAAAUGGAGGGAACAAAAAUAAUUCUCAGUCAAAACAAAAAGAGAGGGAAAAUGAAAAGUUUUAUCUUGAACAACAGCUAAACUACAAGAGACCAGCAGUCCAACAUAUGGCAGGAAAUGGGUCAAACGAUUUUGGACUCGCAUGUUUUGGUGCACAGCUGGAUCUAAAUGCCCAUGAUAACAAUGACAGUGAUUCGAGUAACAAAGAGUUUGACUUAAAUGGUUUAAGCUGGAGCUGAAAAUUGUAAGCAAGCUGAUUAGCAGAAAAGGAUGAGCAGAACAAAUACUAGCAUUCUCAAGCAUUACAACAUUUUGUUAUAGUAAAAAUGUCAUUCAAACAAGAGCUAAGAAUUCAAAAUUUGACAGAAGCAAAGAAAUCUGUGAGAAUUGGGGGGAUAACAGUAGUUGGUGAUUAGCAUAAAUAAUCAAGCACAAGGUUAAGUAUAUGUGCAUAUGUACAUGAGUAUUGUCAGAAUUAUACAAUAAAAUGCCAUGCUGCAUUGUGGUUGAUUGGAGGUAGUUGAAAAGUAGCUGACUUGAAAAUAUGCUUGUAUGAGAAUACGAUAUUUCAUGUUCUAAGAUUUCAUUUUGCCAACAGAGACUGAAGCUGUCCAUUUCAAUAUAUGGAUAAAUGGGAAAGGAAAAUCUUCAAUACAAUGCCUUAUUCUCUCUCUCUUUUAGUUGGUCAAGCCAAUCAGGUGAGAAUGUGAUAGAAUAAGACUGGAAGGACUCUCAACCAAAUAAGCAAGACAAGAGCCUACGAGGAAAAAAACAGGCGCAUCUGUAAAUCUUUAUUUCCAAUAUCAUCACCGGUUCCUUCAUUAUUGUUCCUGUGAGUACUGCAGAUCAUAAUCUCUCAAUCAGAAAGCUUCCAACUUCUUGUCUGAA